UUUUCACGCCCCCACGACGCCUUCACUAUUUACCAAAGUUUUAACGGAAACAGAGCCCUCUCUCUCUUUUGUUUUUCUCUCCCUUUUUCGCUCAAUCGCUGCAAAGAUUCUUCUUCCCUCUCUCUAUUCCCCCCGUCCCUGUGGCCAUUUGAUCCAAAUGCUUCACUCUCGAUCCCGAUCCCUCCCUUCCCUCUUCUCCUCCCCCUAGGAGAUUCGAAUGCGGCGGAGCCGCCGGAGCUGCUGAAGGAACCGAUCGGUGCAGAGCGAGAGCGAGAGAGAGGUAUGGCGGAGGAGGGCGAAUCGGAGAGGGCGGAGGCGGUGGUCGCCAUGGGGUCCAUGGACUCGUCGGAGUCCCGGUGGGUGUUCCAGGACGACGACGAUUCGGAGAUCGAGGGCGAGGAGGGGGACGGGGACGAGGACGAGGACGAGGAGGACGAGGACGGGACGCCGCCGCGGACCGCCUUGGAUUCGGACGACGACGGGAAUGCGGCGCACCGGCUGAUUCGCACCGGCCCUCGCAUUGAUUCCUUCGAUGUCGAGGCUCUCGAGGUCCCCGGCGCGCCGAGAAACGACUACGAGGGAAUUAGUGUGGGAAGAAGAAUUGUUAUUGCAUGUCAGAUUCUUGGGGUUGUUUUUGGUGAUGUGGGAACAAGCCCAUUAUAUGCCUUCAGUGUGAUGUUCACCAAGGCACCUAUAAAUGGAAAUGAGGAUGUCAUUGGAGCACUAUCUCUUGUCCUAUACACCUUAAUUAUUAUCCCUUUAGUGAAGUAUGUGCUCAUUGUUCUUUGGGCCAAUGAUGAUGGCGAAGGUGGCACGUUUGCCUUAUACUCAUUGAUUUGUAGACACGCCAAAGUUAGUCUUCUCCCGAACCAGCUUCCAUCUGAUGCGCGAAUUUCAUCCUUUAGGCUUAAAGUCCCAUCCGCGGAACUUGAGAGAUCCUUAAAGAUUAAGGAAAGGCUAGAGAAUUCACUGACGUUGAAAAGGCUGCUCCUGAUUCUAGUGCUUGCUGGUACUUCUAUGGUUAUUGCUGAUGGGGUUGUCACGCCGGCAAUGUCAGUAGUCUCUGCUGUUGGUGGAUUAAAAGUUGGGGUGGCUGCUAUUGGGGAAGCGGAGGUGAUGACAAUUUCAGUUGCCUUUCUUGUUGUAUUGUUUAGCGUACAGAAGUUUGGAACAAGUAAAGUGGGACUUGCGGUUGGCCCUGCUUUAUUUAUAUGGUUUUGUUCUCUUGCUGGUAUCGGAAUUUACAAUAUCAUAAAAUAUGACACCAGUGUGUUUAGGGCUUUCAAUCCGAUUCACAUAUAUUUUUUCUUCAAGAGGAACACAAGUAAGGCCUGGUAUGCGCUCGGCGGCUGUCUUCUCUGUGCCACAGGUUCCGAGGCAAUGUUUGCAGAUCUUUGCUACUUUUCAGUGCGUUCGGUUCAGCUUACAUUUGUUUUUCUUGUACUGCCUUGCCUUAUGCUGGGUUACAUGGGUCAAGCUGCCUACCUUAUGGACAACCAUUCUAACUAUGAGCAAGUGUUUUUCUCUUCAAUCCCAAGUGGAGCAUUCUGGCCAAUCUUAAUAAUAGCUAAUGUUGCCGCACUAAUUGCCAGCCGAACCAUGACAACAGCCACAUUUUCGUGUAUUAAACAGUCAACAGUACUGGGGUGUUUUCCUCGCCUUAAAAUCAUUCACACCUCUCGAAAAUUCAUGGGCCAGAUAUAUAUACCUGCCAUUAAUUGGUUUCUGAUGGUAGCCUGUGUGAUCUUGGUGUGCUCUAUAUCAAGCAUCACUGAAAUUGGAAAUGCGUAUGGAAUUGUUGAGCUCGGAGUGAUGAUGAUGACAACAGUGUUAGUAACAAUUGUAAUGCUUCUUAUAUGGCAGAUAAACAUCAUCAUUGUGCUGAGUUUUGUGGUCAUUUUCCUCGGAUUGGAAUUAACUUUCUUCUCAUCAGUUCUUUGGAGUGUGGGAGAUGGUAGUUGGAUAAUAUUGGUUUUUGCAGUAGUCAUGUUCCUUGUUAUGUAUAUAUGGAACUAUGGGAGCAAGCUGAAAUAUGAAACAGAAGUCAAGCAAAAGAUGUCGAUGGAUUUGCUGCGGGAAUUAGGUAGCAAUCUUGGGACUGUGAGGGCUCCUGGAAUUGGCUUGCUCUACAAUGAGUUGGUGAAGGGCAUACCAGCUAUUUUUGGCCAUUUUCUGACCACUCUCCCAGCAAUUCAUUCCAUGAUAAUAUUUGUUUGUAUUAAGUAUGUCCCAGUUCCUGUGGUGCCUCAAAGUGAGAGAUUUCUCUUCCGCAGAGUCUGCCCGAAAAGCUACCACAUUUUUCGGUGCAUUGCCAGGUAUGGCUACAAAGAUGUGCGCAAGGAAAAUCACCAGGCCUUUGAGCAGCUGCUGAUUGAAAGCCUAGAGAAGUUCAUCCGUCGGGAAGCCCAGGAGCGGUCACUAGAGAGUGAUAGUGACGAGGAUAUGGAUUCCGAGGGUGACAACUGUGGGGCAAUAAUAGCUCCCAACGGAAGUCUUUAUUCACUGAAUGCCCCACUUCUUGCUGAAUAUACGCAAGAUGGCAAUACCAUCUCCGAAGCGAGCACCUCAGAUGAGGUCAGGCCAGUGGUUGAGGCAGCCCCGUCAUCUGAUCCAGAACAGAGUCUUGAGAGAGAGUUGUCCUUCAUCCGCAAGGCAAAAGAAUCUGGGGUUGUCUAUCUGCUUGGUCACGGAGAUAUUAGGGCAAGGAAAGAUUCGUGGUUUAUAAAGAAGCUAAUCAUUAAUUACUUUUAUGCUUUCUUGAGAAAGAACUGCAGGAGGGGGAUUGCAAACCUGAGCGUGCCGCACUCACAUCUAAUGCAAGUCGGUAUGACUUACAUGGUGUGAAGGCAUGUAUGUGUCAAAUUAUUUGGUGAAGAUUUAGAGAGAGGGUUUUAUCAUGAUAUGCUCGGCCCUCAAAGAAAUUUCGCAGCUUCAGACUAUGCAGAUGCUUUUUGGCGGUGGCCCCUGAUCUGGCACAAAUCGGAUCCAACGUACCAUGAGUUUGUUUGAACUGGCCAAGGGAGCAGCUGUGAGGUAUUUUUCCUUUGUGCCAACGUGUAUUCCUUUUGACUGAUUGACUGCUACAGGAGGUGAGAACAGAUUGCUUUUGUAACUUAGUUAUUAAAUGCCAGAGGAAAAAGUGAAGUUUGUUCUUUAAGGACCAAGGGAGAGAAUUUCCGUUCCAGUUUUACACGGCUUACCACGAAACUCACUAGAGUCGACAGUAUGCUAAUGAGAUCCUGAACUAUUAUUUCUCUCGUCAUGUUUGCUUCGAGGAUGACCUUGUGUAGUUGCUACAUUGCAAUUGCAGUUUUGAGAAUUUCAUCCUCGCAAUAAUUUGUACCCUGUGGCUUAGAUACCAGCUUCUGUUGAUUUCAAGGAAAAGAAAACGAUUGGUAUGUC
Messenger RNA from Eucalyptus grandis, 3402 nucleotides. Its product is annotated as potassium transporter 7. The transcript is spliced from 10 exons. The record is from RefSeq and is a predicted model, not a curated record. Gene Ontology annotation, biological process: potassium ion transmembrane transport. Gene Ontology annotation, cellular component: plant-type vacuole; vacuolar membrane. Bases 283 to 2844 code for a protein of 853 amino acids. Lineage: Eukaryota; Viridiplantae; Streptophyta; Magnoliopsida; Myrtales; Myrtaceae. Gene Ontology annotation, molecular function: potassium ion transmembrane transporter activity.